Alternaria rosae is the source of this 783-nucleotide messenger RNA. RefSeq lists its product as uncharacterized. The transcript has a single exon. The coding region runs from base 1 to 783 and encodes 260 amino acids. Lineage: Eukaryota; Fungi; Ascomycota; Dothideomycetes; Pleosporales; Pleosporaceae. The record is from RefSeq and is a predicted model, not a curated record.
AUGGCAUCUCCACUAUCCCACACGCCCACCCCACCAGCAUACUCCCUCUCAUCCCUAUCUCCAGCCUACCACCCCGCACUACACUACCGCUCCUCCAUCCCAUCAGACUACCUCCCCAACGACGAAUACCGCUACCUAGUCAAGCAUCAGGACCGCUCUCGUCUCGAAGCGCAUUUCGCACAGCCCUCUCUCCAACGACCCCAGAAGUUGCUACACAAGACGGCGUACCAAAAACAAGGUAACUUGAGCCGUGAACGGCGGGCAGACAUAUCUGCAACGAAGUUCGCUACGCGUGCGGCUCUGGGGGUAGGUUUUGAUUUCACUGAUGAGGGGUAUGAUAGAAUGCAAGCAGGAUGUAACUUACCGGAGACCCCGAGUAGUUCUGGUGAGCAUGAAGAGUGCGAUGAGGAGCCUGUCCCGACGAGGUAUAUCGCCGAGUUCAACGAGGAAUUGCGGAACUUGGAGAGGAGGUAUGGUGAACAUCGGCGUCAUGCUGCUGACCACGCAUCGUGGCAUAAGCAUCCAGGUACGUAUAAUGAUAAAAAACCCUUACCGCCUUAUAAGCCUUCGCUACCGCCUCUUGAGCGACACGACAGCGGGUUCGAAGAUAGAACUGUAUAUGAGCCGACACCACAGCUUCAAAGUAAGUUCAGCUGGGAUAACCUCAACGAUACCGAUGACAAGUCCCCGAAGCGGCGAAGUUUCUGGUCUCGUCAUCGGCGGAGCCGGAGCGUAGAAGCUAGUCAAGUGCAUGAAAAGAAGAAAAAGCGUAGGACUUGGUAA